This is a messenger RNA of Colletotrichum godetiae, 1029 nucleotides long. RefSeq lists its product as uncharacterized. The transcript has a single exon. Bases 108 to 734 code for a protein of 208 amino acids. Lineage: Eukaryota; Fungi; Ascomycota; Sordariomycetes; Glomerellales; Glomerellaceae. The record is from RefSeq and is a predicted model, not a curated record.
UUUCUGCGACCCAUUGAGUGUGCUGGCAAAGUUCUCCCUGAAACCUCAACCAUCAGCCAGUCAGCUCCAACGAACCAAAUCCUCAAGAAGAACAAAAGACAAAAGCCAUGUCUCGCUACUUCCCCCACACGGCCUACGCAGAAGACCAGCCCCUCGCCGGCACGAUCCUCACAGUCCACGUCCUCACGCGCGGCUACACAACCGGCACCGUAGUGGGUCUCGGUAUCGCGGCCGCAAGUGGAGUCGCCAGCCGGAUCCGCGGCACAAAGCCCGUGCCAGCCGCCGCCGUCGCAGCCGCCCCGUUCCCCACAUCAGCAACAACAGCAUCCAUAGCAACGGCAGCACUCCGAUCGUCAGGACUGCACACCUUCCUACGUAAAUCAGGCACAGCCAGCGCCAUUGGCCUAGGCUUCACCGGCGUCACCAUGCUGGCGAGGAUGUACGGCCGCGAAGACAUUGAGUGGCGCGAUCGCGCGUGGAGGCUGAUGGAGAGCCGGAGCCAGCUGGAAGUGGACGAUUGGACGUACAGUGGUGCGGCGGCGGGCGUUGCGUCCCUUGGGAUUGCGAGGGCGGCGGGGGUGAAGGGGAGUGCGCUUGGUGUGAGAGCUGUUGGUGGUGCGGCUGGUCUGGGGAGUCUUGCGGGUACUGUUGGAUAUAUGGUUUGGAGGUAUGGUGUGCAUGGGGGAAAGUAUCCCGAAUAUGUUGGUCCGGAGGCUGCGCUGUCGAGGGUUUGAUGUGCUUGUGGUUUGAAGAUUGCCGUGAGGCUUGUACUUUAGAUAGAUCAAUACCCCAAUGGCUUUGCUUACCUCGACUGCGCCGCAACGUCUUGGCAAUGCGUGUCGCCGUUUGAAGGGCGGCCGCCUGACUUUUUGUUAUGGCGGACAACUUCGAUUGGUUCGCUGCCGACGUGCAUGUUUCUGUUCGGGAGGACUCCGCCUUGAAGCAAGUUGGAGGAAGCCAACUGAUGAAGGGUUCGGUGGGGUCCACAGCGUCUGAGGGACGAUCCCCCUUGGCUAGCAGUUUGUAAGC